Rhagoletis pomonella (apple maggot) is the source of this 851-nucleotide messenger RNA. RefSeq lists its product as uncharacterized. Bases 206 to 634 code for a protein of 142 amino acids. The transcript has 4 exons. Lineage: Eukaryota; Metazoa; Arthropoda; Insecta; Diptera; Tephritidae. The record is from RefSeq and is a predicted model, not a curated record.
UACAAGUCCCCACAUCGUUUUAUCUAAAAGAACGUUUGUUAGUUAUGGCUUUUUGCAGUUUAGGUGGCAAUAUAUAUAACCCACCGAAGGCGUUUUGGAAGUUGUGUGUUGCAGCCACUGCAAUUUGUUUGAGAAGCAACUUGAAACAAUUGAUGGGAAGCUGGAUCAGCUCCUUUUGACUGUCGAAAGGCAAAACACCGCGAUUAUGGAUGCGAUUGCAAGCCAGAAAGUGGUUACACAGCAAUUGGUUCGCCAAGAGACGCAAAAUGUACCUGUGGCAAAAUACUUCCCUGUAUGCGAUAUAACGGAAAUGGAGGAGCUGGAGGCAAAAAUUUCUUCUGCCAACAAGGAUGUAUAUGAAUCUGUAAUAGCAUCAAUUUUAUGUAAUAACAUGAAAAAUAUUUCACUCGUCUUAAAAACGGACGUCAUUGUAGCCUUAAACCUUGAUGGUUCACAUGGAAAAAUUGGGCUAAAAAAAUUUCCAAACUUUUAUACCGUGUUGACAGGAGCCGUUGCCAAGUUACCAUUCAAGGGAUCGACGCCGGAAGAGAUGCUUAGAAAAGCCAUCCAUUUUGAAAAGGCUAAAUAUUUUAAAAAACUUUACCGCGAAAAGAAAAAGAACAAAGAGAAUUAAGUUCUUAAAUUAUUCUUAAGUGCCAAAAGAACUGAGGAAACCUGAAAUUUUUAAGUUUUUCACUAACCCCCCUAUCAUAAAUUUUCACACGAUAGACGAUAAACGCUUGCAAGCGUAUCGUACGAAAUCAGUUCUCGUAUAAUCGUAUAAUCGUUUUCAUAUGACCGACAGACCGGCUUUUUAUUGUGAACCAGCACAAAUCAGCUACGCUAAUUAU